AUGCCAAAACCAAAGAUACAAGAAUUUGAAUUUGAAACAAAACCUUCGCGAAAAACGGCAAAACAGAAGUUUUCCGAUUUUAUUUUUGACGAAAACACUGGGGCAGUACUUGGCAGAACUCCUGAAAGUUGGGUUCUGGUUGCUAUAUUUGCAAUUUGUAUGGCCACAUUCCUGCAGCACUUUGUUAAUCCUCGUGUUCCAAGGCUUCAGCAGGAGUCCAGUUUGAUUGGUACAAGCCCUGGUCUUGGAUUUAGGCCUUUGCCCCCUGAUGUGAGAAGCACCCUUAUCUGGUAUAAGGGUACAGGAUAUGAUAGCUACAAAUACUGGGAAGAUCAACUCAAAGAUUUUCUUUCGGUAUACAAAAGAAAAGGUCAAACGGCUGGUGCCGGUGAGCAUAUUCACCCUUGUAAGUUCAAUGCUACAACGCCGCCGGGCAAAGUGUGUGAUGUGGACGUCAGUGGAUUGAAGCCGUGUGUAGAAGAAAACCACUUCUCAUUUCAUAAGUCCUCACCGUGUAUAUUUCUGAAGUUGAACAGGAUCUACGGAUGGGUGCCGGAGUUUUACGACGGGAUUGAAAACUUGCCAGAGGAUAUGCCCGUAGACUUAAAAUCACAUAUCAAGAAUAUUACUUAUUACAACUCAAAACUCGCCAACAUGGUGUGGGUGUCUUGCCACGGAGAGACACCAGCGGACCAAGAGAACAUAGGACCAAUCAGUUAUUUCCCCUUUCAGGGUUUUCCAGGAUAUUACUAUCCCUAUAACAAUGCUGAGGGGUACUUGAGUCCAUUGGUAGCUGUGCACUUGCAAAGACCUAGAACUGGUAUACUUAUAAACAUAGAGUGUCGCGCUUGGGCCAAAAAUAUUAAGUAUAAUAGAAGAGAACGUCUUGGUGUCGUCCAUUUUGAGCUGAUGAUAGAA
Brenthis ino (lesser marbled fritillary) is the source of this 918-nucleotide messenger RNA. NCBI's taxonomy places the organism in Eukaryota, Metazoa, Arthropoda, Insecta, Lepidoptera, Nymphalidae. The record is from the annotation of a GenBank genome assembly.